AUGAACGUAGUAAACACAGCAGCCAUGAACGUAGUAAACACAGCAGCCAUAAACGCAGUAAACACAGCAGCCAUAAACGCAGUAAACACAGCAGCCAUGAACGUAGUAAACACAGCAGCCAUAAACGCAGUAAACACAGCAGCCAUAAACGCAAAACACAGCAUCCAUGAACGCAGUAAACACAGCAGCCAUAAACGCAGUAAACACAGCAGCCAUAAACGCAGUAAACACAGCAGCCAUAAACGCAGUAAACACAGCAGCCAUAAACGCAGUAAACACAGCAGUCAUGAACGCAGUAAACACAGCAGCCAUAAACGCAGUAAACACAGCAGCCAUAAACGCAGUAAACACAGUAGCCAUAAACGCAGUAAACACAGCAGCCAUGAACGCAGUAAACACAGCAGCCAUAAACGCAGUAAACACAGCAGCCAUAAACGCAGUAAACACAGCAGCCAUAAACGCAGUAAACACAGCAGCCAUGAACGCAGUAAACACAGCAGCCAUAAACGCAGUAAACACAGCAGCCAUAAACGCAGUAAACACAGCAGCCAUGAACGCAGUAAACACAGCAGCCAUGAACGCAGUAAACACAGCAGCCAUGAACGCAGUAAACACAGCAGCCAUGAACGCAGUAAACACAGCAGCCAUGAACGCAGUAAACACAGCAGCCAUGAACGCAGUAAACACAGCAGCCAUGGUCCAACACACACAGCCCAAGAAGCAGUGGGCGCCUCACACCUCCACAGCCAGCCAGCCAAUGACAGCUAG
Molecule: messenger RNA, 768 nt
Organism: Procambarus clarkii (red swamp crayfish)
Lineage: Eukaryota; Metazoa; Arthropoda; Malacostraca; Decapoda; Cambaridae
Source: RefSeq, a predicted model, not a curated record